Molecule: messenger RNA, 690 nt
Organism: Trifolium pratense (red clover)
Lineage: Eukaryota; Viridiplantae; Streptophyta; Magnoliopsida; Fabales; Fabaceae
Exons: 1
Coding region: 1-690 (229 amino acids)
Source: RefSeq, a predicted model, not a curated record
AUGACAUCUGAAGGGAGCAGUAAUGGAUUUGUGCAACCAGCAAUUCCAAAGCUUGAUGGUCACUAUGAUCAUUGGAGCAUGUUGAUGGAGAAUUUUUUGAGAUCAAAGGAAUAUUGGGGAUUGAUUGAAGAAGGAAUUCCUGAAGUAAAAGAUGAAGCAGCCUUGAAUGAGGCACAAUUAAAGGCAAGAAACGACAUGAAGCUAAAGGAUCUAAAGGCGAAGAAUUACUUGUAUCAAGCAAUUGAUCGAGUUGUUCUAGAGACUAUUCUCAAGAAAGACACCGCCAAAGACAUAUGGGACUCCUUAAAGAAGAAGUAUCAAGGCACGAUUCGAGUCAAGCGGGCUCAAUUACAAGCUCUUCGUAAAGAGUUUGAAAUUCUGAACAUGAAAACCGGAGAAUCUGUGAAUGAGUAUUUUGCAAGGACGCUGACAAUUGCAAACCGAAUGAGAACUCAUGGAGAGAAGAUGGAAGAUGUUACGAUCAUAGAGAAGAUUCUACGCUCUAUGACCUCUAAAUUUGACUAUGUCGUAUGUUCAAUAGAAGAGUCUAAUGACAUUGAUACUAUGUCAGUAGAUGAGUUGCAAAGUUCACUGUUAGUGCAUGAGCAACGCAUGUCAAAUCACAUUGAGGAAGAGCAAGUUCUCAAAGUGACUCAUGUUGGAAAUUCCUAUGGAAGAAGCAGAGGCUGA